UGAAUAUCUGAUCCUGAUUACAAUUUUUGCCAACUGCGUGGCCCUUGCUACAUAUACUCCAUAUCCUGAAUCUGAUACCAACGAAGUAAACAUGGCUCUGGAAUACGUAGAAUAUGCAUUUUUAGUUAUUUUUACCUUUGAGGCAUUUCUAAAGAUAAUAGCCUAUGGUUUUGUGAUGCAUUCUGGAGCGUACCUGAGGAAUGGAUGGAAUAUAUUAGAUUUUAUUAUAGUUGUUAUAGGUUUAGUGAGUAUAAUUCUAACUGCUGUGCAUAGCAAGGGUUUUGAUGUAAAAGCUCUCAGAGCGUUUAGGGUGUUAAGACCGUUACGAUUAGUUUCAAGAGCUCCAAGUUUACAAGUUGUGUUGAACUCGAUUCUUCGAGCAAUGGUGCCUUUGUUAAACAUAGCUCUAUUAGUCAUUUUUGUCAUUAUCAUAUACGCUAUCAUAGGAUUGGAAUUAUUCUCAGGAAAAUUGCACAAAACCUGUUUUGACAAAACAUCAGGAUCUAUGGCAUUUGAAGAUCCACAUCCGUGUGGAAGAGGGUUUAAGUGUGCGGAAUAUGUACCAGACUCAGUGUGCCGGGAAUUCUGGGAAGGGCCAAAUUUUGGCAUUACAAACUUUGAUAAUUUUGGCCUAGCUAUGUUGACAGUGUUUCAAUGUAUCACAAUGGAAGGAUGGACUGAUGUCUUAUAUGAUGUAAAUGAUGCAGUUGGUAAUGAAUGGCCAUGGAUUUAUUUUAUCAGUCUUAUUAUUAUUGGUUCUUUUUUUGUACUUAAUCUUGUUCUUGGUGUGUUGAGUGGAGAAUUCUCCAAAGAAAGGGAAAAAGCAAAAGCUAGAGGAGACUUCCAAAAAUUACGGGAAAAACAACAGUUAGAGGAGGAUUUGCGUGGUUAUUAUGAUUGGAUCACACAAGCUGACGAUAUUGAUCCUGAAUGUGAUGAAGAAGGUGAAGAAGUAGCCACACCCAGGCAUAGUAAAGCUAUGGAAGCCGAACUAUCAGAUCCGUCAGCAGAGGUAGAUAGCACGGACUCUACUCCAUCUUGGUUCCAACAAAAAAAGUUUAUAUUAGAGAAAUGGAACCGAAGAUGUAGACGAUUUAGCCGUAAAAUAGUGAAAUCACAAGCUUUUUAUUGGGCAGUUAUUGUAUUAGUAUUUUUAAAUACUUGUGUGUUAACAUCAGAACAUUAUAGACAGCCUGAAUGGCUCGAUAGUUUUCAAAGUCUCGCCAAUCUGUUUUUUGUUGUGUUAUUUACAUUUGAAAUGCUGUUAAAAAUGUACAGUUUAGGCUUCCAGGGUUAUUUUGUGUCUUUGUUUAACCGUUUUGACAGUUUUGUUGUGUUAUGUAGUAUAUUAGAGGUGGUUCUAAUCUAUACAGAAGUUAUGCCACCAUUAGGUGUCAGUGUGUUGCGAUGUGCCAGAUUAUUACGUGUCUUUAAAGCAACCAGAUACUGGUCUUCUCUAAGAAAUCUUGUAGCCUCUUUGUUAAACAGUAUGCGUUCUAUUGCCAGUUUAUUGUUACUACUCUUCCUCUUUAUUGUGAUAUUUGCCUUAUUGGGGAUGCAGCUGUUUGGUGGACGAUUUAACUUUGACGAUACCCAGAUGAAACCACGCAGUAAUUUUGAUACUUUCUUCCAGUCUCUACUCACCGUCUUUCAGAUAUUGACUGGUGAAGAUUGGAAUGUUGUUAUGUAUGAUGGUAUACGAGCAUAUGGUGGUGUUGCAGGAAUUGGAUGUGUUGUUUGUCUUUAUUUUGUUGUUCUUUUUAUUUGCGGUAACUAUAUUCUGUUGAACGUCUUCUUGGCUAUUGCUGUUGAUAAUUUAGCCGAUGCCCAGAGUUUAACAGAAAUAGAAGAAGAAAAGAACGAAGAGAAAGAACGCACGAAAAGUAAAAGUCCCGUUAAAGAUUCGCAGGAUGCUGAGGUAGCUGAAGGAGUAGAUGUAAAUGGUAAUGAGAAUAACGAAGCUGAAAGUGGAGAAGAAAACGAGAAACUGAGUCGCCAUCCGAGUAACAGAAGUAGAAGAAGUCGUAGAAAAAGUAGCGCUGCUGAUCAUCAUGUGCGUAUUAAUCUUCGUGCUGAAGAUGCAGAUUCUGAUGAAUAUCGUCACAGUCAAAAAGUUCCAAAUAACGAAGAUACCGAUGAGGAGGAGAAAGGUGAAGAAACUGAACAUGAAGAAGGAACAACAGAUGAUGAAAUGGAUGAUGAAGAAGAAGAUGACGUACGAACAACUUCAACACAGAUGAGACCACGACGAAUAUCUGAAAUUCAUAUCUCCAAUAAAGUCAGACCAAUACCACAGGCUAGCUCUUUGUUCCUCUUCUCUCCCACAAACAAAUUCCGAGUCCUAUGUCACAAGAUAUGCAAUCAUUCUCACUUCCGUAAUGUGGUUCUGGUGUGUAUUUUAAUCAGUAGUUCUAUGUUAGCUGCAGAAGAUCCAUUACAGUCGGAAUCACCUAGAAAUAAAAUUUUAAACUAUUUUGACUAUUUUUUCACCAGUGUGUUUACUGUUGAAAUUAUUAUUAAAAUUAUAACAUAUGGUUUGGUUUUCCAUAAAGAAUCAUUCUGUCGCAGUUCAUUCAAUAUUCUGGAUUUAAUUGUUGUAGCAGUUUCCUUGAUAUCUUUCCCACUGAAUCACGAAGCUAUAUCAGUUGUAAAAAUUCUCCGUGUGUUGAGAGUACUACGUCCGUUACGUGCCAUAAACAGAGCUAAAGGUCUAAAGCAUGUAGUACAGUGUGUUAUUGUAGCUGUACAAACUAUCUAUAAUAUUAUGUUGGUCACAUUCCUUCUCAAAUUCAUGUUUGCUGUAAUAGGAGUUCAACUAUUUAAGGGGAAGUUUUACAGUUGUACAGAUACAUCUAAAUUAUCAGAAGCCGAAUGUCAGGGCCAAUAUAUAGACUUUAAGGAAGGAGAUUUUGAACAGCCUAUUGUGUUAGAUAGAGAAUGGGAAGAGAGUGCCUUUAAUUUUGAUGACGUCAAACAAGGCAUGCUCACUUUAUUUACAGUAGCAACAUUUGAAGGCUGGCCUACAUUAUUAUAUCAGUCUAUAGAUUCUAAUGAGGAGGGGGUGGGACCUAUCCACAACUUUAGGCCUUUUGUGGCCAUAUUCUACUUUGUCUUUAUUAUCGUUAUUGCUUUCUUUAUGGUGAAUAUCUUUGUUGCUUUUGUUAUCGUCACCUUCCAGAAUGAAGGAGAACAGGAAUAUAAAAAUUGUGAACUGGAUAAAAAUCAGAGAAAGUGUAUUGAGUUUGCUUUGAAAGCCAAACCUAUUCGUCGUUAUAUACCUAAAGCUAGAUUACAGUAUAAAAUUUGGUGGUUUGUGACGUCACAGGCUUUUGAGUACGGUAUUUUUCUAUUAAUUAUGAUAAAUACGGUAACCUUGGCGAUGAAGUAUUAUGGUCAAAGUAGCACAUACUCCAAGGCCCUUGACUACCUCAAUAUGAUCUUUACUGGUGUCUUCACAGUCGAGUUCCUGCUCAAACUUGCAGCCUUUAGGUUUAAGAAUUAUUUUGGUGAUGCGUGGAAUGUAUUUGAUUUUAUUAUUGUACUGGGCAGUUUUAUAGAUAUUAUCUAUACAGAAACCAACGAUGGAGAGACGAUUAUUAGUAUCAACUUUUUCCGACUGUUCCGUGUGAUGAGGUUGAUUAAAUUACUGAGUCGAGGAGAAGGUAUACGGACGUUGUUGUGGACCUUCAUCAAAUCAUUCCAGGCUCUUCCAUAUGUAGCAUUAUUAAUUGUAAUGCUUUUCUUCAUCUAUGGAGUAAUUGGAAUGCAGAUAUUUGGUAAAAUUCGUCUCGAUGAUUCUACGCAGAUUCAUCGGAACAAUAAUUUCCAGACAUUUCCGGAAGCUUUAUUAGUCCUCUUCAGAUCAGCUACAGGAGAGGCGUGGCAGGAUAUUAUGUUAUCGUGUCGAAAUAGACCCGAUGUAUUGUGUGACCCGGCUGCUGAUCAAGAUCCUGAAUCUUCAUGUGGUUCUGUUAUCUCCUAUUUCUACUUCAUCUCUUUCUAUGUGCUUUGUUCUUUUUUGAUUAUAAAUUUAUUUGUGGCUGUUAUUAUGGAUAAUUUUGAUUAUUUAACACGUGAUUGGUCGAUAUUGGGUCCACACCAUCUAGAUGAGUUUGUGCGUCUGUGGUCGGAAUAUGAUCCAGAAGCAAAAGGUCGUAUCAAACACUUAGAUGUUGUCACCUUGCUCCGAAAAAUCAAUCCACCACUUGGUUUUGGUAAACUUUGUCCUCACAGAGUAGCAUGUAAACGAUUGGUCACCAUGAACAUGCCAUUGCAUAAGGAUGGUACAGUUAUGUUUAAUGCUACGUUAUUUGCCAUUGUUCGGACUUCACUGAAAAUAAAAACUGAGGGUAAUAUUGACCAAGCCAACGAGGACUUACGGGGCGUGAUCAAAAAAAUCUGGAAGAGAACAAAUGCUAAGUUACUAGAUCAAGUUGUGCCACCUGCUGGAGAUGAUGAUGUUACUGUGGGUAAAUUCUAUGCAACCUUCUUAAUUCAAGAUUAUUUCCGACGUUUCAAGAAACGUAAAGAACAAAUGCAAAAAAUACAAAAGGGUCAAGAACACGCCCAUGCCUUACAUGCGGGUCUGCGUGCUGUACUGGAUUUAGGUCCUGAGAUUAGACGAGCGAUAUCUGGUAACCUUGACGAUGAAGAAUUUCAAGAGAAAGAAGGGGAAGAACCUAUGCAUAGGAGAAAACAUGCCUUGUUUGGCGGCGUUGUUAGUGCUAUUACCAGUGGCGGUAAAACCAUUCUUCCGUUCUUAAAUAGAACUCAAUCACUUUAUGUUAACUCAGCACAAAAUCGUCCCAAGGCCCCACCGGUCAAAAAUAUGACCGUCAAUUCCAUAAAUGGUAAAGAUUCUGAAUCCAAUUCUAUAAACCAUAUGGAUCAUAGACAACACGCUGUUCCGAACCACACACCAUCUCCACAACCUGUUACAGAAAUACCAGCAUCUACAAAUACAACUAGUAGACUAAAACAUCAACCAAGUACCCAGAUUUCCUCAGAGGAAGAAGAAGAAGAAUCAGGAACAGAAGUAGGAGAAGAACCGAUUCGUGAUUCAGAUUUAGAAACAGUAGUUUCCCACUCAUCGACAACUCCCACCCAGCCACCAUCAUCUGAUCGUCAUAUGAUACCAAAUAAUACCAUGCAUGAUAAGCCACCUGGUAUAUAUGUUUAUAGAGAUCUAGAUCUUCCACAAGAGGACAGUGAUUUUGAACGAGAACAGACGCCACCAACUCCACCACGGCCACGAAAACUAAGUAAACGAGGAGCUUCCUUGAAACUAGCGUGUAUAGGGAAACAAGACAGCGAUGAGAAUCCGUUAAUGAGAAAGGCCAUGGCUGUAGCUAGAAUGACACCAGAUGGUCACCAGCGACUCGAAAUAAACUAUCCAAAUGCUGUUCGUAAAGUGCCUAGUUCCCCUGGCAACAUAAGACGCAAUAAAACAACAGAACCACCAGGACCUAAAUUACGUCAUCGAGUAUCAGAUUCAGCAGCGUAUGGUAUUGAUACAGAAGGUCCGUUAAAUAGAACUCUAGAACGCGGUCCUUUAACUAUUCCUCAACAUGUUAUGUCACAGUACGAGAGAGCUCAACAACGUAGAAGUAGUGCGGAAAGUCUUGUUCAGAAGGUACUAAGACAGGAAGGUUUAAAUAAAUACGUAGAUCCACGGGUUCUUCAACGAGAAAUAGCAGAAGCCACGGACAUGACACCGGAUGAAAUGAAUCAAGCUGCCAGAAAACUUUUACGUCACAAUCGAGUUUCUGAUGAAAGAUGAGACCUGUAGCAAGACCGUGAUGUUAUCGUUGAUAUUCAGGUUCCGCCUUAACCACAAAUACACAAAGACUGGACAUUUUGACCGAAUUUACCAUAUGAAUGUACAUAAUACCAUAUAUGGAAGUUUCAGUUUAAUUCCGGUGUCCACAUAUUUUUUGCCCAUCAAAUUAUCAUCGUUUUAAUCUGUGUCGCAAUUUGUGUGUGUGGAUUAUUUUAUUGCUCCGGGGGACAACAGACAACAGGUUGUUUUUAAUUUGUUUUGUCAGAGUUCAGGUUUAAACUUGAGUCUGAGUAUUAUUUUUAAAAAAUGAAAAUCACUUUGACACUUUGUUUAUCUUGUGAGAUAAGUACACUUUGAAAGAGAAUACAAUUUUGUUAAACAAAACAAAUAGAAAGCUGUACUGGUUAACAGUUAUGUGUAGAUAUAUUUCUAAUUGAUGGUGAUGAUAUAAUAUGCACUUCAAGUGUCUUCCAAGUCCAUGUGGCCUUGCUGUUAAUGGUUAUAAUGAUGACUGGUUGACUUCUUACAAAAUUACAGUGGUAUCAUUAUUAUUAAUAUGUUAUCUUUUUUUCAUUGUACAUAUUCCUUACAUAAUCUAAUUAUUAAUUAAUCUGCAAAGCUAAUUUACCUUUUUUUUUUAUUCCACACUACAUGAAUUCAAGCAAGGGAUAUGGAAAUGUGCUCCUUUUAACCGGCUUGCCAUCCAUGUUCCGAAUUCACAAAGCAUUCUCAGACUUCAGUUAAGAAUUUACUCAACUUUCAGUCACUAUGAGAAAUAUCUUUGAUCCAGAAACACAAAACUUUGCACAUAGUUUCUUAUUGAUUCAUUUUAUACAUUAAAACAAUAAAAGUUUCAUAAACGGCUAUUUUUUUAGUUAAAAUAAGGCGAACAAUUUUGAGUAAAUUCUCAACUUAAGUCUGAAAGAGCCAGAUUUUGUUUCUUGAGAGUAUCUCAUAAUCCGUUUAAGAUAUCUUUAUGAAACUCUGUACAUACAUCAGCCUAUUAUAGUAGUCUGUAUUUAAGAUAUACAAUUUAUAUAAUUCAAUAUUUUUAUUUACAAGUCUGGAUUUAAAAUAUACAAUUUAUUUAAUAAAAUAUUUUUAAUUUAUUUAAUUAAAUAUUUUUAAUUCCAAGUCUGGAUUUAAAAUAUACAAUUUAUUUAAUUAAAUAUUUUUAAUUACAAGUAUGGAUUUAAAAUAUACAAAUUCGUAUUGUAUGCUCCUACAUGUUAAAACAAAUUUUGGAGUAUCAUAUUGAUUAAUAUUUUGUCUAAAAAAAAAAUCCCAUUUGUUGGUGUACUUUUUAUGAAACCCUUAAAAAGUUUACAGCUAUAUAUUUAUUAGUAAAAUUUGAAAUAUAUAUUAGGCCACGAAGAAAAAAAAACAAAUCUGGUUCUCAAAUGUUCCUGCAUCACUUGAACAUACAUUAUGCAAGAGCUAAAUCUGCCUCUAUUGCAGGUCUUUCUUAAGGCCUGAAAUGUUAUCUAAAUUACUAAUUAGAC
Molecule: messenger RNA, 7281 nt
Organism: Patella vulgata (common limpet)
Lineage: Eukaryota; Metazoa; Mollusca; Gastropoda; Patellidae
Product: muscle calcium channel subunit alpha-1
Exons: 43
Coding region: 92-5779 (1895 amino acids)
Biological process (GO): calcium ion import across plasma membrane
Cellular component (GO): voltage-gated calcium channel complex; membrane
Molecular function (GO): high voltage-gated calcium channel activity
Source: RefSeq, a predicted model, not a curated record